CGAGUCGCCAGUUCCCGUCUCAGUUUUCACCCAGCUUUCUCCUUGACACUAUAACUCAGUGUGCAGCCCUCGCGAAGCUCUGACAGUCGCCUAGCUUUCAACUAAAACACUGGUUAAAAAUCCUACAAUUCACCGUUGAAAAAUCUUACUGUUAAAUCUUUAUUGAUUUGCUAAUAUCUUCUCAGGAGUUCGAUACCGUAUAAAUAUUUAAGUAUCAAUACGCCAUUGAGGGCAUUCUUUAAAAAGGGCAAUUUAUUAGUCUCAAGUUUGUUGGGAGAAAGGCGGUGCGUCUCUUCGUUCGGCUGGUAGAGUGAGCAUAAAUUUUAACAAGAGGCAAUUUAUUGGGUGUAAUAAUUGUGUUUCACAUCACUUCACACAUUUCAAGGAGCUCAGAAGAAUAAGUUUUGGCCCACCUUGUUGAAGAUAAAGUCAGGGUCCGACCAACCGGACUGGGUUUCAAGUCAUUUGGUCUGCUUGCGUGCGUGCCAGGAAAAGGAAAGUUUAGCAAGUUUAACGAAGCAUUUGAGUUGGGCCGGCAAUGGCAUCAGCGACUUUGAACAGUAGCCCGUCGGACGGACAAUUGAAAGUGAACGUGGAGAAAUGUCAAAAUUUCAUGAGACAAUUCCGAGAUCCCACCAGUCGAGAAGUGAAAAAGCUAACUGCGAAUCAGUUUAUGGAAGUAUGGAAUCACUAUGAUCAGGAUGGGAACGGGUACAUCGAAGGAACAGAGUUGGAUGGAUUUCUUCGAGAAUUCGUCGCCAGCGUCAAUGCGUCCGACACUGCUCCGGAGGCGGUGUCUGAUGCCAUGUUGGUGGAGCUAAAACAGUGCUUUAUGGAGGCAUACGACGACAACCGAGACGGAAAGAUCGACAUCCGUGAACUUGCGCAACUUCUUCCGAUGGAGGAGAAUUUCCUUCUCUUAUUCCGCUUUGACAACCCUCUUGAAUCUAGCGUUGAAUUUAUGAAGAUAUGGCGUGAGUACGACACAGAUGGGAGCGGCUACAUAGAAGCUGAUGAGCUAAAGAAUUUUCUGAGAGAUCUUUUGCGCGAAGCAAAGAGAACCGAUGUUACCGAAGAUAAGCUGAUUGAAUACACUGACAGCAUGCUGCAAGUGUUUGACGCCAACAAGGAUGGAAAGUUGCAGCUUUCAGAAAUGGCCAAGUUGCUUCCUGUGAAGGAGAAUUUCCUCUGUCGACAAGUAUUCAAGGCCGGAUUUUCCGGGGCAACAAAAUUAACCAAGGAUGACAUUGAGCGAGUAUUCUCUCUCUAUGAUCGGGAUAACAGCGGCACUAUCGAGAACGAGGAACUUAGAGGGUUUCUGAAGGAUCUCCUGGAACUUGCAAAGAAGGAUUACGACGUCCAAGAUCUGGCCGAUUUUGAAGAAACAAUUCUCAGUGGGUGUGACCUCAAUAGAGAUGGAAAGAUAAAUAAGAAAGAAUUGACCAUGAUUCUUCUCGCUAUAUCCAAGCACUCUCAAGAUGAGUAGUUCUCAUUCAUUCCUUCAUCCUGCUCUUGCUGCUGGUUCUCCAAUAUUGUAGCUAAUAAGCAUUCACCUUUAACUAUUAUGAUGCAAAAAGUGUAUAUGUAUGUACAUUUAUUCACACGUUAAACGUAUUGCCGUCACAGAAUUUUCUCCAAGUUGCAUGUGCUCGUCGUGUUCCAUAUUGUUAUAUUCCAUGAUAUACACUGUUAGCUUCGUUGCUAAUUUUACAAUUUAAAAAAAUAAGCUGUAAUUGAAGUUGAGUACGUGGCAUCAUUCCAUAUCACUAUGUCAAAGCACGCUUUAUCAUGCACAUGCCAGUGAUUGUGAAUACGGAUUUAGCCAGCGCCUACAUAUUUUACUCUUUAGUGUAAUUUAGUUAUUUUUAAAAUAAGAGCCCAACAAACAACAUUAUCAUAUCCACUCGCAGGUACAUAUUCCAGUUAAAACUAUUUCUGUAGGAGAUUCGACUCAUCAUAGUGAAUAGGCUUCAUUUCUCUAAAACGAAAUUGGCAUUACCUCAAUGCAUUCCCUUUACCUAUAAAAUAUUAGCUAUUGCAAUGCAUCACAGCAGGUUACUUACACAGUAGACUACAUAUUUACAUAUGUACAUAUGUAUAUGCUAACCAAACACCAUUCAAAAAUAAAAACAGUAUCUUUCAGCGUUAUUAAAUCAAAUUGGAGACAAUUAAUAAUGAAAUAAAUAUAUGUACGUACAUGCAAGAGUUGCUUAUCAAAAAUCGUAGUUUGUUAGAGACAUUCAGCAGCAUUAAACAGUGUUAACCUUAAGAUUAAUUGCACUCUGUCACGGUAGAAAACUUGCUACAGUCCAUCAAUACGAUUCUCCAUGGCUCUAGUGAGGUACAAGUUGAUGAUACUUACAUCCAUAGUACACAACAGUGCGUGUGCAAAACUUGGCAAUAGUUAAUAGACAUGCUGUGCGAAUAUGUAUAUGACAAUGUUAUGAUAGAAAGUAAACUAUUUGAAACUCAUUUAAAUUUUAUUGGACAAAUAAGCAAUACAAUUUGUUAACAAAAACUUGACACUUAUUGGGUUGUUGUGCUACUCUUUAUCCGUGCCAAUGGAUUUGACGUUCAAGAACGAGCAAAAUUCUAAAUUAUUUGUCAACGUCAAUCAGCGGAGACUAAAUAAUACAUAUUAAAAAUUGUACGUCGCUUGCUAAUUCCAAAAAUUCGG
Molecule: messenger RNA, 2677 nt
Organism: Folsomia candida
Lineage: Eukaryota; Metazoa; Arthropoda; Collembola; Entomobryomorpha; Isotomidae
Gene: Cbp53E
Product: calbindin-32
Exons: 18
Coding region: 539-1486 (315 amino acids)
Biological process (GO): regulation of presynaptic cytosolic calcium ion concentration; signal transduction; regulation of long-term synaptic potentiation
Cellular component (GO): synapse; dendrite; cytosol
Molecular function (GO): protein binding; calcium ion binding
Source: RefSeq, a predicted model, not a curated record